UGGAGUUUUAUGAAGUUUUGGCUCAGUGGUUUACAAGAGAUUAGUCUUAAACUUUAUUUUCUAAGCUCUCACUUUUAUUUAUUUUUUGAUUAGUUGGUCAACAUACUUUAUUUUAAGUUUAUAUUGUAACUUUUUCUUUUUUAUUUACUCUUUUUUUCCCCCUGGCUCCUGUGUGGUGUUUGGGCUAUGCUCUCCUCACCCACUGUGAUCCUUCAGCCGUAUGGACUGCCUGUCUAUCCACAGACAACAACAUGCUACCCCAGCUUAGUCCAGGGGGGUCCCUCUCAGGAGGCCGGCAGCGCUGACCCAUCUCUGCCCCAGGUCUAUGCCCCGCCCCCCUCAUACCCCCCUCCAGGGCAGGGACCACCUACCUCUGCGGGACGGCUGCCGGCUCUGGACUUCAGCUCCCCUCACAGCAGCUCGGAGUACCCCGAGCAUCCCCCUCUGAGAGUGUACCAGGGCCCCCAGCACGAGGCUGUGGAGAGCCUGGGCUCCGCCAACACGGAGGACGGUCUGACCCCCGCGAGCUCGGACCCCUCCCUCCCGGUGUCAGGGGCCGGCAGUGGGGCAGGAAGUGGCAGUGAGGAGGAGGGCUCCAGUAAAGCGCAGCCAAAACGCCUCCAUGUGUCCAACAUCCCAUUUCGCUUCAGAGACCCUGACCUCCGCCAGAUGUUUGGGCAAUUUGGUAAAAUCCUCGAUGUUGAAAUAAUCUUCAAUGAGAGAGGGUCAAAGGGAUUUGGUUUUGUAACUUUCGAGAGUGCGACUGAGGCCGACCGUGCACGAGAAAAACUAAACGGAACAAUUGUGGAAGGGAGAAAGAUUGAGGUAAAUAAUGCCACUGCUAGAGUCGUCACCAAGAAGCCACAGACUGCUCUUGUGAAUGGAGAACUGUCAGCUUCAGGUUGGAAGAUUAAUCCUGUGAUGGGAGCGAUGUAUGCACCUGAGCUCUACACAGUUGCCAGUUUCCCGUACCCAGUGGCCACGCCCACAUUAGCCUAUCGAGGGUCUGCGCUCCGAGGCCGAGGACGGGCCGUCUACAACACCAUCCGCUCUGCUGCUGCUGCCACUCCUGCUGCCCUGCCUGCGUACCCCGGAGUGGUGUAUCAGGACGGGCUGUACGGAGCAGAGGUUUAUGGGGGCUAUCCUGCUGCUUAUCGAGUGGCCCAGUCAGCGUCUGCAGCUGCGACCUACAGUGAUGGAUAUGGGCGUGUGUAUGCCACAGCUGCAGACCCUUAUCAUCACUCAGUCGGACCCACAACAACAUAUGGAGUUGGGACAAUGGCCAGUCUGUACAGAGGAGGCUACAACCGCUUCACCCCGUACUGAAAACAAAAGGCUGAGAUUCAUGGGCGUGGGUCUGGAGGUCUGAGGUCUGGAGGUCUGGAGGGUCUGGAUGUCUGGAGGUCCUUAAGCUCAGGACAUGUGGACAAAGGCUUUGUAUCUCUGAGUGUUUUUUUAAGGGGCGAGAGUUGUAAAUAUGUUGGAGCCAUAUUGACUACUGACAACUAUGCAGAUGAAAAAUCAUUUUGUACAAUAUUUAUAGUUACUUAAAUUCAUGUUAUUUAAAAAAGUUGGUUUUAGAACUAAUAUUAUAGAUGUGCCAAAUUAUGGGCGGGCGAUGCAACAACAAAAUUCAUAAUAUUAUACUGUAUAUGUAGGAUUUUUUUUUUUUUUUGGAAUAAGUGUUAACGAAGGGUGCUUGUCCUGGUUUGGUCUUGUUCUAGUCCUAGUGUAGCCCUGCUUUAAUCCAGGUUUAGUCCCAGUUUAGUCUCAAUGUUGAUGUUGUAUGUAUGUGCAAGUGAUCUGGGAGAUACUAUGACAAAGGCUGACCAAUAGGAGGAGUGGGUGGGGAAGUUAACGGCAUAUUUGAGCGUAAGGUUUCAUUUAAUAGAAAUCCACUGAAAACUGAUAUAUCUUGAUUUGGUAAUAUUGUUAUGUCGCCCAUCCCUUUGCAAACUACUGUGAGACUUAUUGUCACACUGUAAAAAAACAUGUUGUGGUAUGGUGGUAUGUUUUUGCUGUGCAGAUGUCCGCUCUGGGACAGUCUUUUGCCUUUUCUUACAAUCUACCUCUCAAACGUUCAGCUCCUCACACAGGGUUCAUUGUUGCUAUUCAGUUUUGUAUUUAAGCCACAUUUAUUUCCUACUUUCACCUACCUACUUUUACUGUUUAAAUCAUUUUCUGAUCUUUUGUGCAAAACUUUUCGGUCUUCUUUACCAGAGGUGGGUAGAAAUAACUUGAGUAAUAGUCCUAUUAUUUUGAAGUAAAGGAUUUUAAGGUUGUGUUUCUUAAGUUAAGCUAAUUAUUUAUUUAUUUAUUUAUCAGAUUUUACACUCUAUUAUCCAGACUACAUCCUUACUAAAACAUAAAUCAGAUAUUAGAUGGUAGCUUAUUUGAGUAUUUACAACAAAUACAUUAUUUUUGUCCUCACUGAGUUGUUGCUUUGGCUUGAAUGUUCCACAGUAUCGCGUUAAAAUCUAUCUGUCACCAUGGAGACAAGAUUGUUGCGCCUUCAAGCCAAGUUACACAUCAGAUCUGUGGAGAGAUCUGUAAUUUUGUGUAAUUAAAACACCUGCAAUUAAAUAAAUGCAAGAUAGGUAAAUUUAUUAACAUAUCUACUACCUGAAAAGUUACGCAAUGCACCUUUAAUUUUACUUGAAUCACAACUUACUACGAUUACCAUCACCUCUUCUUACUUGACUGCUCUACCCACCUCUGGUCUUUUUUUUCUUUGGGUAUAAUAUUUUUCUUUCUGUUUAAAUUCUGUUUCUGAUAUUAUUUAUAAUCUCUAGUUUCUUUCUAGUUUCUGUUGCACUUUUCCUGCUGUGAUGUUUACCUUUGAAUAAACUAUUUCUCCUUUUUCCUUUUUCUGCCUUUUAUUGAUUCUGUCUUUUCUACUCAAACUUUUUUCCUCUGUGUUUAACCUUUCAUUUUAACCUUUCCAAUCUCUAGUAUUUAUUAUGUAUUAGUCUGUGUGUGCUGCUUCUUUUCUUUGCGUCUUUUCCUGCUGUUGUGAAUGUCUCUUUACAUAUUUAUUUUAAACUUUUCUUAAAUUUCUUUCCUGGUUUUGCAUGCAUGCCUUUACUUUUGACCAUAUCAUAACCUGCUUUAUAUUUCACUGU
Boleophthalmus pectinirostris (great blue-spotted mudskipper) is the source of this 3122-nucleotide messenger RNA. It is a transcript of the gene rbfox1l, whose product is annotated as RNA binding fox-1 homolog 1, like. The transcript has 12 exons. Gene Ontology annotation, cellular component: cytoplasm; nucleus. Gene Ontology annotation, biological process: nervous system development; regulation of alternative mRNA splicing, via spliceosome. The record is from RefSeq and is a predicted model, not a curated record. The coding region runs from base 187 to 1326 and encodes 379 amino acids. Lineage: Eukaryota; Metazoa; Chordata; Actinopteri; Gobiiformes; Gobiidae. Gene Ontology annotation, molecular function: mRNA binding.